AGCCAGAGCCUUGGGGCAACGAUUCAGCCUACUAUCCUGGAGCUCCACGCAAACGGAGAAGCAAGCCAAGAUUAUUGUGUACUCAGCACAUAUCGUGAGUGCUGUGUCUUCCGGCUUCCAACUUAGCCCAGUUCUCGAUGGCUGGACAUAGUGCCGAUUUGCCACAAGGCACUAACCUGCUUGCCUAUCUCCAAGCUCUUACGCUGCAAUGGCCGGCACCCCUGCUUGCACCGCGGGCAAUGACAGCGAACUACACAACGCCAUGUAGCUCGCUGGAAAUCGAUAGGCGAAAAUACGAAUACUUGAAGGCCAUUGCUCACGUUCUCCGCCUCGACUGAUUUCAAUCUCUGCUCAAGCGUAUGACUACAUCAUAAUGCCUCACAGACUCUCCGACCCCGUAGCAAUUGACACGUCGAAGCAGUAUGGCGACUUCCGUGACCAGCUGUUCAAAGACGGCUACGCCGUAGUCAGGAAUGCUGUCCCCGAAGAGAAAUGCAAAGAAUAUAUCGAGCGCAUGACUCAAUGGCUCGAAAAAUUCCCUCUCGGCUUCGACCGCAAUGAUCCCAAAACAUGGAACCCCCAACACCUCCCAGCUCAUAUGAAAGGAGGAAUGUAUCACGGCUACGCAGUUGGGCACGAGAAGUUCGUCUGGGACGCACGUAUUGAGCCCGGUGUUUUAGCUGCCUUUGAGACGAUCUGGGGUACUAACGAGCUGCUCGCCUCCUUCGAUGGUAUCAACUACACACUGCCUUUGCCAGAAGGCGAUCGUAAGCCGUCCACACCUUGGCCACAUGUCGACCAAUCUCCACACCUGCUCGGACUGCAAUGCAUUCAAGGGAUCAUCAACUUUGCUCCCAACGGUCCCAAUGAUGGUGGACUUGUCGUCUUGAAAGGCUCUCAGGCACUGUGUGAACAGUACUUCAAAUGCCACAGCAAAGACAAAAAGGAGAAAUGGGGCCUGGUCCCAGAUGACUGGCAUGGCUUUGACCCAGAAGAGGUCCAAUGGUUCAAAGACCGAGGUGCUGAAGAAGUUAAAGUCUGCGCCGCUCCAGGAGAUCUUAUCGUCUGGGACAGCAGGACUGUGCACUGGAAUGUGCUCCCUCAGAGUGACCAAACCAGAUCGGUCGUGUACGCAUGCUACACUCCAGCGGCCUUUGCUACUCCAGAGGAGCUCAAGCAAAAGGCCGAGAUCUUUCACAACCGGACAAGAACCACUCACUGGCCACAUCGUAACUUCUGGCACCAAGACAGGAUCUUGCGGUUUGGUAAAGAGGAUCCAUAUCAUCGCGACAGGCCAUUCGAAGAACCUGAGGAGACCGAACAGCUGUUGAAAUUAGCUGGAGCCAUGCCCUACUAGCAGAGGAAGCUGGCAUGAUGCUUGCGACUCAUCUUUAUCUGGAAAAAGUCGGCCUAAAGACGAUUAUUCCAGCGAAGCGGGAGGCCAAAAAACAGGCACCUGGAGCAACCGAGGAGCUUGCGACGAGUGUUGUAGAAGGUGUCUGUUUUGGCCUUACGCGAGCGCGAAAUAACAAUCAGACUCGUACUUAGAAGGAGCAUAUAGCACCUGCUUACAGGUGCGUGUCGCGACGGUUUAAUUGGCAAAAAGGCUCCCUAUACAAAUCUCAGCGCGCGAUCUGAUUAGUAGAAAUCAAAAAGAAAGGUUACGUACCGCUCU
This is a messenger RNA of Pseudocercospora fijiensis CIRAD86, 1675 nucleotides long. RefSeq lists its product as uncharacterized. Lineage: Eukaryota; Fungi; Ascomycota; Dothideomycetes; Mycosphaerellales; Mycosphaerellaceae. The coding region runs from base 374 to 1357 and encodes 327 amino acids. The transcript has 3 exons. The record is from RefSeq and is a predicted model, not a curated record.